CCCCUCUUUCCCACCCACACCCGCAACAUCUUCAGAGCUGGGGAGCGCAAGGACCCGUCUAGGCCGCACUACCCAGUCUGACCUCCUCGCCCCACGCUUUCCUAGCUUCCGUAAGGAUAUAGACAUAUCUUGAGAUCCCCCUAAAGGGACCUACACACAGCGGCAGCAAUGUCACAGUUCUCUACCAUGACAACCAAUGAGAGGAAGCUACAAGCAGCAGCCAUCUGUAGGGAGAUACAAGGUCCUGAAGAUGCAGAGAUGGACCUGGGGAAGAAGAUGAGUGUCCCUAAGGAUGUGAUGCUGGAGGAGCUGUCUCUGGCCUCCAACAGGGGCUCCCUCCUCUUUGAAAAGCGCAAGAGGCGCUCCGAGAAAUACACCUUCGAGAACAUCCAGAAUGUAACCAACACACAGAUCAAUAAUGGUGUAACUCUUCAAACGGAGAGUCAAGAAACCAAAGAAAACAGCUUAAGAGUGGAGCAGUUGUCUAAAACGCCCCAGAACAUGCCUGACCUGAGCACAGCCCCUAACCCAGACAACAUCGCACCAGGUUAUGGUGGCCCUCUGAAAGAAAUGGAACCAGAGAAGUUCAACAGAACAUGCCUCCCGAAGUCCUACCACUCCCCCUGGGACCAGGCCAUCUACCACCACGAUCCCUCCCUGGCCGAUAGCCUCGUCACCUGCCUGCAAGAGCCUGAGGCCAAGCCAGAAGGACCAGGGUACAAGAGCUUCAACAGGGUGGCUACUCCGUUCAGAGGCUUCGGAGGCAAGUCCACCAGACCGGCCCCAAUGUCCAAGGUCCCCGAGGUGGAACACAACCCCAUGCCGGAGCUGUACCCCGAGCUCCAGGCGGAGCCGGCAGUGCAGAGGCCCACAUUCAACAGGGUGGCCUGUGGCUGGGCGGGGACCAGCGCCCCACUCAUCCUUCCCACAGUGCCGCUGGUUCCCAUGCUUAUCCCGGAGUCCGAUGACCUUUGAAACUCUGGCUGCUGCUGUGUGUCCCGAGACGUUUCCUGGUUUGCUACCCACAAGUCCUUUUUGGUGGGUUAGGGUCAGAGUGAAGGAAGGAGGUCUUUUGGUUUUCCGCUUAGGGCAAGUUAGCUACGUCUUUGUGGUGAAAACACAUGUUUCUCUGAUUAACUGGUUGGCCCAUGCCCAAGGUAUUCUGCCCAUCUUCAAACUGCACUUAAAAUAAGUCAACCACACUUGCCAGAGUUACUAAAUACAGUAUAAGAGCUGUACAUACAUUGAUGUGUAUGAGUGAAAUUGUAUUUGCCUGAUGACAUUUGAUUAUUGGUAUUAGUUGUUUUUUGAGGUAAAUAAAAUGAUGUAAAGCAUAAUGCUGUUA
This is a messenger RNA of Oncorhynchus kisutch (coho salmon), 1345 nucleotides long. RefSeq names its product myozenin-2. Gene Ontology annotation, molecular function: telethonin binding; actin binding; FATZ binding. The record is from RefSeq and is a predicted model, not a curated record. The coding region runs from base 169 to 975 and encodes 268 amino acids. Gene Ontology annotation, cellular component: Z disc; actin cytoskeleton. NCBI's taxonomy places the organism in Eukaryota, Metazoa, Chordata, Actinopteri, Salmoniformes, Salmonidae. The transcript has 6 exons.